This is a messenger RNA of Lemur catta (Ring-tailed lemur), 2236 nucleotides long. It is a transcript of the gene ZCCHC12, whose product is annotated as zinc finger CCHC-type containing 12. Bases 507 to 1736 code for a protein of 409 amino acids. The transcript is spliced from 4 exons. NCBI's taxonomy places the organism in Eukaryota, Metazoa, Chordata, Mammalia, Primates, Lemuridae. Gene Ontology annotation, cellular component: nucleus. Gene Ontology annotation, molecular function: zinc ion binding; nucleic acid binding. The record is from RefSeq and is a predicted model, not a curated record.
CUUGGGAACCGCGCUGCUUCGACUCGGCUACCCCUCGCUGGGCGGCCCUGCGAAGCAGCUCCGUCGGGCAGCCCCCGGUCGCUUAGCGGCUUUGGCGGCGCCCGUCCUUUCCCCCCGCAGGGCCGCGGGGACUGGAAGGCGGCCUCCACGGCUGUCGGCGCAGGAGCAUCCACUGCCCACCAGCGCAGUGCAGCUGGCCAUCAAAGCCACACCUGAACUUGAAUUCUGUGCAGCUGAUUGCAGAGCUGUCUUGAUGCCUGCCUAGAGGACCCGGAUCUGCGACCCCCUGUGGACAGAGAUUGACCAUAUCCCCGAGACGAGAUUUCUCACGGAGAGCACCGGUUGCAGAGGCUGGAAAUGAAAUAAAGGCGCACUCUUGCAUCUGAGCUCAUCCCCUACUGAGAUAGAAAGGAAGAGCCACCCCCUCUCCCCGAACGCCAGCAGAUUAGGCUUUUCUAAACACCCUGAGCAUCUUGUUAUAUCCAGAUACCCUGUCAUCCUUAGUCAUGGCUAGCAUCCUUGCACGUGUGGGUAACAGCCGGCGGCAGAACGCACCCUUGCCGCCUUGGGCCUUUUCCAUGCUGAGGUCUCUGGGGAGGAGUCUCGUUCCUUUAAUGGCCAGCAUGGCAGAGAGAAACAUGAAGUUGUUCUCAGGGAGGGUGGUGCCAGCCCAGGGGGAAGAAACCUUUGAAAACUGGCUGAUCCAAGUCAAUGGGGUCCUGCCAGAUUGGAAUAUGUCUGAGGAAGAGAAGCUCAAGCGCUUGAUGAAAACCCUUAGGGGCCCUGCCCGGGAGGUCAUGCGUUUGCUUCAAGCGGCCAACCCCAACUUAAGUGUGGCAGAUUUCUUGAAGGCCAUGAAAUUGGUGUUUGGGGAGUCUGAAAGCAGUGUGACUGCCCAUGGUAAAUUCUUUAACACCCUGCAGGCUCAAGGCGAGAAAGCCUCCCUUUAUGUGAUCCGUUUAGAGGUGCAGCUCCAGAAUGCUAUCCAGGCAGGCAUGCUCGCUGAGAAAGAUGCAAACCAGACUCGCCUGCAACAACUCCUUUUAGGGGCUGAGCUGAAUAGGGACCUGCGCUACAGGCUUAAGGAUCUUCUCAGGAUGUAUGCAAAUGAGCAGGAGCGCCUUCCCAAUUUCCUGGAGUUAAUCAGGAUGAUAAGGGAGGAAGAGGAUUGGGAUGACACCUUUAUUAAACGGAAGCGGCCCAAAAGAUCUGAGUCAAUGGUGGACAGGGCAGCCAGCCCUGUGGCAUUUCAGGCCUCCACACCCAUAGUGAUUGGCAGUGCUGACUGCAACAUAAUAGAGAUAGAUGAUACCCUGGAUGACUCAGAUGAGGAUGUGAUCCUGGUGGAGUCUCAGGACCCUCCAGUUUCAUCCUCAGGUGCCCCUUUCUUCAGCGACAGGGCCAUAUAUCAGGAUCAAGUGCUGGUUAUUGAUUCCCCCAACAACUCCAUGGCUCAGGCUCCUUCUACCAGUGGUGGUUCUGGGCAAAAGAAUGAUGGUCCUGGGGAUAUUCGUAGAGCCAGGAAGCGAAAACACACAAUCCGCUGUUCAUAUUGUGGUGAGGAGGGCCACUCAAAAGAAACCUGUGACAACGAGAGCAACAGGGCCCAGGUUUUUGAGAAUCUGAUCAUCACCCUGCAGGAGCUGACACAUACAGAGGAGGAAGGGUCAGGAGAGGCCCCUGUUGAAUACUGUGACCCCUUUGAGCUACAGGAAGGCGGUAGCCCCCAGUUUUAAAUGAGCCCUUACCUAUGUUAAGAAUUCAGUAAUGGGAAAACUGGGGGUGGGGGGGUGCUUCUAAUUGCAUGAAUUAAUCCACAAAGUGGCUAUCUUUUGGGGUGGAGGAAAAGAGGGUCUGGAUACCAGCACAGUAGAGGGAGAUGGCCUGACCUCUGUCCUUGCUUUCUCACCCGCUGCCUAUGGGUCUAUUUUCUGUGUAUGCCCAUUUCCUUGAUGGCUUUAUUCUCUUUGUGGAAGUGGUACCAUUCGUUGUUAAAUCUUUAAAGAAAAGUACAAAAAGAGUAAAGUACAAAUCACCCAAAACUCUCCACCCUUGUAUAACUAUUGUCAACCCUUUGAUGAGUGUCCUCCUAGAUGUUUCCCUAUACUGAUGUAUCCAUUUAGAUAUACGUAUAGAUGAAAGUGAAUAAAUAUAAGUGAUGUUCUAUACUCUGUAUUUUUUCACCAAACAAUAUAUGUUGUGGGCUUCUUUCUAUGUCAAUAAAUAUAUAUCAGCA